AUUCACUUACACCCCUUGCGUCCCAGAUAUUUCGUCUCGCUAUUCCCGUUCGCGGAACAGGCCACCGCUUCUCCCGUUCGAUCGAUCCAAAGAAACAGAGGGGAGGAGGAAGCAAGCCUUCGCCUCGUCGGAGCGGAGAUGCUGCCGUCUGCGACAGGGUACACCGCCGGUGACGUCUACUCGGCGCGCGAGAUGUUCCAUCCCUUCCACAUCUGACUUCUUGUGGCGGCGGACCGCAGGGAGUGGUUGGAUCGGAUCGAGCUACUGGAUAGCCAGGCUUGCUGUAGGUGGGCGGGCGUGUGGGAGCCAAAUCUGGAGAGGGAUGAGCUUUAGCGCCGUGAGAGCUGCGGGGCAUGGAGGCAAGGUGGAGGAGGCGCGGGCCAUGCCGGCGGAGGUGAGCUGGGAGAUGCUCGACAAGUCGCGGUUUUUCGUACUCGGCGCCGCGCUCUUCUCCGGCGUCUCCGCGGCGCUCUACCCGGCCGUCGUCCUCAAGACGCACCUCCAGGUCGCGCCGCCGCCGCAGGCCGCGGCCUCGACGGCCGCGGCGGUGAUACUCCGGCGCGACGGGCCCCGGGGGUUCUACCGCGGCUUCGGCGCGUCCCUCGUGGGCACGGUGCCCGCCCGUGCGCUCUACAUGGCAGCGCUCGAGGCCACCAAGAGCGCCGUGGGCUCCGCCGCGCUCCGCCUCGGCGUCGCGGAACCGGCGGCCAACGCGGCGGCCUCGGCCGCGGGCGGCGUCUCCGCCGCCGUCGCGGCACAGGUCGUCUGGACGCCCGUCGACGUCGUCAGCCAGCGCCUCAUGGUUCAGACCGCUCCCGCCGCAGCCGCAGCCGCGCACUACCGCGGCGGCGCCGACGCGUUCCGGAAGAUCCUGCUCGCGGACGGCGUGCGAGGCCUGUACCGCGGCUUCGGCGUCUCGGUGUUCACCUACGCGCCAUCCAGCGCCGCGUGGUGGGCGUCCUACACGACGGCGCAGCGGCUCCUCUGGCGCGCGGUCGGCCCCGCGCACCACGACAGCCGCGGGGCCGCGAUGGCUGUGCAGGGCGCGAGCGCCGCCGCGGCGGGAGGCGCGGCCGCGCUGGUGACCAUGCCGCUGGACACCGUGAAGACGCGGCUGCAGGUGAUGGACGCCGGGGCCCGGGCGCCGACGCUCGCGGCCGCGGCGCGCGACCUGGUGGCGGAGGGAGGGUGGGCCGCGUGCUACCGGGGGCUCGGGCCGAGGUGGGCGUCCAUGUCGCUGUCAGCAGCGACCAUGGUCACCGCCUACGAGUUCUUGAAGCGGCUCUCGGCCAAGGAAGGCUCCCUCUGAGCUAUGGUCGAGCAUGUAUCCAUAGCCUCCAUCAUGGCAGCGAUUGGAUGAUCCUUGUACAUAUCCAAACGCGUUCAUCUGUUGGGUUCCUUGCGCCGACGGAGAUGAUGAUGAAAAAUUUUGUAAAAUAAAGAAU
Molecule: messenger RNA, 1445 nt
Organism: Panicum hallii
Lineage: Eukaryota; Viridiplantae; Streptophyta; Magnoliopsida; Poales; Poaceae
Product: solute carrier family 25 member 44-like
Exons: 1
Coding region: 323-1309 (328 amino acids)
Biological process (GO): transmembrane transport
Source: RefSeq, a predicted model, not a curated record